GCGGCGGCGGCUGCGACCUGCAGGGUCAGUUACCUUUCUGUAUAUCAGCCCUGAGGUUGUUAUGAGUGACUCGUCCCUGCUGUUUAUGGCUGGAACAAACACUGUGGAAGAGCAGAGGGCUCGCUGGGAGAGGAAGCGCAGCCGAACAGCCAAGGAGCUGCUGGAAACCGAACACAGAUACCUUGAGCAGCUGGAUUUGGUGGUCACAUUUUUUGUGACAAUUUUAAAGGCCAAGGGGACGCUGAAACCUGCUGUGUUGGAAACCAUAUUUGGACCCCUGGAAUCCAUAUGUUCGGCCAGCCAUGUUCUGGCACUUCACCUGGAGAGAGGGAAUCUGGGAUCAGGACUGGAAAAUUUCUGUCAGAAUCUGGAGCUUUAUGGCCACUACACUGAGAAUUUGGAGCAGGCAAAUAAAACCUUGAAGGAGCAAUUGAGGAAAAAUAAGUCAUUCCGACGUUUUAAGAAACUCCAAGAGGCUCGACCUCAGUUUCAAGGGAGGAGGCUAGAGGAUCUGCUUUCUUUGCCCCUGCAGAGGCUACACCAGUACAAGCACUUCCUCAGAGACUUGUUGGAGAACACCAACCCAGACAGCCCUGAGUACCAGAAACUUGAAAAGGCUGUGAAAUCUGUUUCUGAGGUAUCUCAGUGGGUACAAGACAUCAUUCAUAAGAGAGAGAACUCAUUGCAGCUACUUCGCAUUCAGAAACUGCUGAAAGGACGGAAGAUACAGAUUCUGACUCCAGGGCGCUGGUAUAUCCGGGAAGGCUGGCUUUUGGUGGUGCCUUCGAAGGGAGAAGAACUAAAGCGCAGGAUGUUCUUCCUCUUUUCUGAUAUCUUCAUUUCAACAAAGCCCUGUCACCCACUGCACCCACUGAAUUCAAACAAACUGGCAUGCCAGGCUGUCUAUCCGCUUCACCAAUGCGUAGUGGAGAAGGUGUUUGGCCACACGCAGAGCCAGGGAGGGCUUCUCAGUCUUUCCUUUCCACACAAGACACUGUUGUUGAUGUCCAGUGACCAGCAAGAUAUUAAUGACUGGUAUCAGAGUCUUGCAGCUGCAGUCAGGCAGCUGAAAGCCUGACUCACUUGAGUAGAAGACAGACUUACAGGACAGUCGCCUCUCUUUGUAGAAACCUACACAAACUUACCAAAUGUUCAAAGAUAUAUAAUAAGAGAAUGCACUUAUAGGGACUACCACUGUGCUUGUAAGACUGAAUGAAUGCUUUGUCAGCUGUCCUAAUCUUAACACAGAUACUGCAAAAAAUAGGUGUGCACACUGAGGAUUUGUAUAUAAAAAAUCUAUAUCAUGACUUUUCCCCAAUUUAGCUUACAAGUUUCUAGCUUUUCUAUGCUUUUUUCCCCACCCCUCUUACAUUAUUAAUUUAAGGACGAGUGUGAGAAAGUCUGAUUUGCUUUCCCUCAUUAAAUAUUUUUAUCCAUC
This is a messenger RNA of Melopsittacus undulatus (budgerigar), 1438 nucleotides long. RefSeq names its product Rho guanine nucleotide exchange factor 39 (gene ARHGEF39). Gene Ontology annotation, molecular function: guanyl-nucleotide exchange factor activity. The transcript has 10 exons. Gene Ontology annotation, cellular component: plasma membrane. NCBI's taxonomy places the organism in Eukaryota, Metazoa, Chordata, Aves, Psittaciformes, Psittaculidae. The record is from RefSeq and is a predicted model, not a curated record. Gene Ontology annotation, biological process: positive regulation of cell migration. The coding region runs from base 62 to 1078 and encodes 338 amino acids.